This is a messenger RNA of Herpailurus yagouaroundi (jaguarundi), 910 nucleotides long. It is a transcript of the gene HDDC3, whose product is annotated as HD domain containing 3. The record is from RefSeq and is a predicted model, not a curated record. Bases 42 to 581 code for a protein of 179 amino acids. Gene Ontology annotation, molecular function: guanosine-3',5'-bis(diphosphate) 3'-diphosphatase activity. Lineage: Eukaryota; Metazoa; Chordata; Mammalia; Carnivora; Felidae. The transcript is spliced from 4 exons.
CAGGGGCUCUGGGGACCUCAGUCGCCUGCCCCACCCCGGCGAUGGGCUCCGAGGCCACGCAGCUAGUGGAGGCUGCCGACUUCGCAGCUCGCAAGCACCGACUGCAGCGGCGCAAGGACCCCGAAGGGACACCCUACAUCAACCACCCUAUCGGUGUGGCUCGGAUCCUGACCCAUGAGGCGGGAGUUACUGACAUUGUGGUGUUACAGGCAGCGCUGCUCCAUGACACAGUGGAGGACACAGACACCACCCUGGAUGAGGUGGAGCUGCACUUCGGGGCACAAGUGCGGCGCCUGGUGGAGGAGGUAACAGAUGACAAGACUCUGCCCAAGCUGGAGAGGAAGCGGCUGCAGGUGGAGCAGGCUCCCCACAGCAGUCCCGGGGCUAAACUGGUGAAGCUGGCAGACAAGCUGUACAAUCUGAGGGACCUGAAUCGCUGCACCCCAGAGGGAUGGUCUGAACAUCGAGUCCAGGAAUACUUCGAGUGGGCAGCGCAAGUGGUGAAGGGGCUUCAGGGAACAAACCGACAGCUGGAAGAGGCUCUAAAGCAGUUGUUUAAGGAGCGGGGGCUGACACUCUGAGCAGUGCUUGCAGCUACCAGGUGGCCCAGACUUCAGCCUCCUCCGGCCAGAAAGGAAUCAUAUUCCAACCUUUUGGUGCCUCUGGAUCUCACUCCCUGAUUUAUUCAGCCCAGAUAUCUCUCAAUGUUUCCUGCCAAGUAAGCUGAGCCCUGGAUUGAGGAAAUCAGAUGCAGCUCAUCCAUUUCUAACGCAUUUACUGCCCCUUCUCCUUGGGUCUCUUUGCUAUUUUGCAUGGGCCAAAACCCUGCCCCCUCCCCCCCCGGGACUUGGGCUUAUAUAAACACGCAUAAGUCAUUAUGGAAAAUAAAACAUUUUGGGUAAAGUUUUAA